GCCACAGCGGCUCAGCGCACAUCUCGCAACUGCGUUGCUGCCCUCACAACCUUGGCUGGCAGUUGUGCAGUCUGCGAAGUCACGUCCCUCGUGUCACUCCUUGCUUAGCUUGACCCUCCUUUCCUGCCUGCUCGCUCGCUUAGCUGUAUCUCCUGAACUUCGAACAGGAGUUCCGUUACACAGCGCUGUAGCUGACCUUUAAGUGGACUCAAUAGUUAGCUGUAUCUCCUGAUCCUCGAGCAGGAGCGCCGUUAGAUUGCGCUGCAGGAGACAAAGAGGUCGCACUGCUCCGAGACUUGUUAGCGAAGGUGCACUACUUUGCACACUCGAACCGAUUUGGUUGAGGUCGCACGCUCCCUAUUCGCGCGUAGAGGCGUCCCCUUUUUAGUCGACUCAAAAGCGUCCCAAUGUCAAAACAACGUCCGGUUUUUACGUGACACCUCAGUGUCACUUCGAGCCGUUAGCACCCGUAGGUGAUUUUUGAUUCGACUCAAAAAUAGCACCGGAAAGCACUAUGCUAUUCUGACAGCGACACCGACAGCGUCACAGUGGCACUUCACGCCGUUAGUGGCACUAUACGCCGCUAUUGAGAGAUAGCGUUUGGGAUUUCCCACAAACGAGAGGUAGCUCGUCUCCAGUCCUCUGCCAUGUCGUCGCUACCACCACGACCGAGAGAAUCAAAGAGUCUAGCACACUACUCGCCGUGGCGGCCGAUACCAGUUAGCGCUUAGCCCAUCAACGCCGCCAUUGGUGGAGGCGUUUGGCGAAACCAGCAUAGCAUCGAAAACUCCCGAGGAAACACCUGUCGCACCGUACGCCUGUAGCGUGCACCUGUAGCACCGUACGCCUGUAGCACCGUACGCCUGUAGCACCGUACGCCUGUAGCAUCGAGAACUCUCUAAGGGACACCACCAAAUCGGCAGUAAUGGCCUCGAGAACUACGCGCUCGAGCGACGCUCGUACCUUCGGCCUCUCUUCCCUAGCUCGCUCGCGUAGCCAUGUAUCAUGUCUUGAGAAGUCUCUACACUCGACCGGUGCUCAUGCCUUCAAGCUCUCUUCCCGAAUUCGAUCUCCCGGCCGUAUCACAUCAUCCCACGGCCACCGUGUUCCACCGCACACCGCCGUCCUGAUCGCCGCACUAGCCCUAGCCCUAACUGUCGCUGCGCGUAUCGGAGUCGCGGCUGGCCUGACGUCCGCAAGAGACGUCGACGCGCUAGGAGACAUCUACAGCGGCUUUAACCGCUCCGAGUCGCUGCAGACGUGGACGAGGGGCGACCCGUGCGGCAGCGACGGCAGCGAGAACGCGGGCGAGCCGUGGCGCGGCGUCACGUGCGACGGCUCGGUUGACCCCCAACGAGUGGUCGAGAUCCAUCUACCGGAUUCCGACAUUCACGGGUAUAUCUCGGGAUCCAUCAGCGCGCUUAGCAAGCUGCGAUCCUUCGUAGUGCGCAACAAUGCCAUUAUAUACGGCAUUCCCGAAGCGGUCUCGGUGCUCACAACGCUGCACACCCUCGACCUCAGCAACAACCCGCUGAAGGGCACCGUUCCACCAGGGCUCGCGCGUCUUUCCGCCCUCUCCUCUCUUGACCUGUCGAGUUGCGAGCUGGAAGGGGACCUACCACGACUGCUCAAGCUGUCAUCGCUCGUCUCACUGGAUCUGAGCAACAACUCCCUCACGGGCUUCAUCGACCCUGCGAUUGCACGCCUGCCCCGACUCUCCGACCUGGACAUGUCGUACAACAACCUCACGGGGGCUCUACCAGACGCUCUUGGCUCAGCCACCGCCCUCACCUCCUUCGCUUUGGCCUUCAAUCAACUGUCGGGGAAUCUCCCUCCCACGCUCGGCACUCUCCCCUCCCUCUCGUUCCUGGACAUCCGAGGCAACAACUUCUCAGGCGUCGUUCCCCUCGCCUACUACGACAUAGAGCAGUUUCUCUACGAUGGCACCCUCCUCCCCGCCCCUGAAGGCCCCUCCGCCUCCCCCCCGCCGCCCCCCAUCCCGCCGCCCCCUCCCCCCUCCGUCCCCCCGCCGUCCCCACUCCUCCCUGGCUUUCCAAAUAACCCUGGGGGUGCCGAUGGGGAUGCAGGGGCGCCGGCUUCCUCCCCCUCCCCUCCACUCCCUCCUACUCCUCCCACCGCUCCUGGUUCCCUCCCCGCCCCUGCCUCUUCCUCUCCCCCUUCUCCUCCCACCGGCAACCUCUCUGCCUCACCUGCCCACCCGCCCGCUCCGCCCUCGCGCCCGCCCCCCCCUGUAAUCUACGCCAACGGGUCUUAUAACGGGGAUGGAACCGGAACCGGAACCGGAGGGCAGAAGUACAUCUACCUGGACCCUUCGGUGCCUGAGAACGAGACACAGGCGCUGGUGCCGGUGCCGGCAGGGUGCGAGGCGUGCGGAGGGGGGAGCGUGGCGCGGAAGCACAAGAGAGCGUGUGUGUGCGCGUACCCGCUGCUGAUGGAGCUGCACUUGGGCAUGGAGUUCCCAAGGUUCAAUGACGUCACCCGACAGAGCCUAGAGGAACAGCUGGCGCUGAGUUUCAACGUGGACCAGUCCCAGGUGGCUGUGUACACCACCCGCCCCGGGAGUGUCGUUGCGUCCUGUGCCCUGCUCCCCCUUGGGCGCACGGCAGUGCUGCCGGCGGCCGUGGCGGCGCAUGCAGUGGACGUGCUGAGAGGAAGGAGGAAGCAGAGACUGGAGCUGUUUGGGUUCGGUGCUGUGAAGGUGCUGGCGAUGCGCCUGCCCAGCGUGGUGCUGGAUAAGAACGGAGUCCCCAUAACAGCCAGCAACAGCAGCAGCACCAGCAGCACCAACAGCACCACCGGCACAGUGCCCCCUGCCCCCCCUGUCACCAAUGGCAGCAGCAACCCGGGCAGUACCAGCAACAGCAGCAACACUCCACCCCCUAGCAGCAGCAACGGAAGCAGCAGCAGCAGCAGCAGCAGCAGCAGCAGCAGCAACAAUGCAGAUCUGGGUUCGACCAACACCAGCAGCGGUAGCGGCAGCGGCAACAGCAGCAGCAGUGAAAGCAGCGGUGGCGGCAGCACGAGCAUUCUCGGACUGUCGACCGCUGCAGUGGUUAGCAUCGUGGCCGGUAUCGCCCUGCUCCUCCUGCUCGCCCUCCUCACCACUCUCCUCUUCUGCUUCAGAAAGCGAUACAUGAGUGUCAGCAGCACCGACGACACCGCCGACUUCAAGUUCGACCAGGGUUCAGGGUUCAACCACCCUACCACCGGCACCAGCACCGGCACCACUGCUGCCUCUGCUGCUGCUGCAGCUGCAAGUAAGAAGAAGCCGAAGCGCAGCUGGUUCAACUAUGGAAGAAGAUCCUCCCCCCCGGCCGCGGCCUAUUCUGUCUCCUCAUUUCAUGCUGACAGGGCUGCGGUAGGGGGUCCAGAGUAUAAUGGGUCCUGGGCUGCUGGGGGUGCAUGGGGAGGGGGAGGGAGUGGGUGGGGGCUCCCCUCCUCGUUCCUGUCAUCUGGAGUAGAGAUUGGGGAUAUCAGUGUGGUGGAGAUCACAUCAGAGCCGUCGGAUCUUGAGGAUCUGGAGAGCGGAGGAAAGGGGGUUCGGGUGAUGGGCGGUGAGGGGGUUAUGGUGCCUGUGGGGGGGCGGGCAGUGGCCACCCGUGCUGCUGCAGCAGCAGCAGGAGGAGGAGCAGCAGGAGGAGCAGCGGGAGCAGGUGCCAGUGCCCUUGCAGUUGCAGGAGCAGGAGCGGUGAGAGUGGUGGGGGCAGCAGGAGCAGCAGCACCACCAUCACCACCAGCAGCAGCAGCAGGAGCAGCAGAUGAGGAUGGGAGUGGGAAGAAGGGGGAAUGGGGGGGAAUGUCAUUCCUCAGUCUGGGGGGGAGUUGGGCGGGGAAAGGGGUGGGGAGCUGGGGGGGGAGAGGGGCGUCUACUUCUGCUUCUAGAGGGUGGGCAGUGGCAAAACCUGCUGCUGCUUCUGCUGGAGCUGGGGCUGGGGUUCCUCCUAGCGCUUCUGAUGCUGUGGCUGCUGCCGCUGUGGAGGGGGGGGAAGGAUGGGCGGAGGGGAGGGAGGGAGUGAGGAAUGGGAGGACGAGGUGGAGGGUGAGGGCAAGGAGGAGGAGUUUGAAUUGGAAGGUGAGGGAGUGGAUGGGGCGGAUGGGGAGGUUGUGUGUUUGGGAGGAAGGGAGGAGGAGGGGGAAGAGGAAGACAGGGGGGAGAAGAGUGGGAUUGGGGGUAAGGGGGGGAGCGGUUGGGGAGUGGGGGCGGUGGCAUGGGGAGGAAGGGGAGUGGGAAGAAGAGGAAGCAGCGGCAGAGAGUCCAAUGGAGAGAGUGGGUGGAAGCUUCCUCGACUGAGCAUGAAGUUUCCCUGUGAGAAGC
Closterium sp. NIES-67 is the source of this 4336-nucleotide messenger RNA. NCBI's taxonomy places the organism in Eukaryota, Viridiplantae, Streptophyta, Zygnematophyceae, Desmidiales, Closteriaceae. The record is from the annotation of a GenBank genome assembly.